UUGUUGGAUUUUUAAAUAUUAAACAUGGGGGUGAGACAAACCUGGGGCAGGAGAUUUGACUUUUUUCUUAGUAUCGCGGGUAUGACAAUUGGUCUUGGAAACAUAUGGAGAUUUCCUUACCUGUGUUACAAGAAUGGAGGAGGUGUAUUUCUGAUCCCAUACAUUUUAUCUGUGAUUGUGAUCGGUUUCCCUCUUUUUUUCCUGGAAGCUUCAUUUGGUCAAUAUGUUGGUCAGGGAAUGACCAAAGCUUGGUCAAUGAUUCCUGUGAUGAAAGGCAUUGGAAUUGCAAACCUUAUGAUCACCUGGUAUUCCAACAGUGUGUAUGGAGUAGUGCUUGCCUGGGCAUGCCAUUACUUCUUUUCUAGCUUCUCUUCUGUUCUUCCAUGGACCACCUGUAGUAAUACAUGGAACACUGACAACUGUGUAGAGUUGGUUCAAACAAGUGUCAAUUUGACGGCUCAAAAUGUUACAACUCUUGUUGAAUCUGGUUCUGAUGAUUUAGAACUUGUUCUGAAGAGUUCUGUUCCCUCUGCAAUUGAAUUUUGGGAACAUCAAGUUCUAGAAAAAUCAAGUGGCAUUGAUUUUUUGGGAGGAAUCAGGUGGCAAAUAUUCUUUUAUCUCGUUGGAAUUUGGGUUAUUGCUUAUGUUUGUAUAUUCAAAGGAAUAAAAUGGUCAACCAAGGUUGUGUAUGUCACGGCCACAUUACCAUUGGUCAUGCUUCUCGUUGUAUUAGUUCGUGGUGUAACACUGGAUGGUGCUGCAGAAGGAAUAAGAUUUUACUUAAGUCCAAAUAUGACGAGACUAGCUGAUGCACAGGUUUGGAUGGAUGCUGUAACACAAGUUUAUUACUCAUACGGUAUUGGUAGUGGUGCUUUAGUGACAUUGGCAAGUUAUAAUAAGUUCAACCACAAUGUUUACAGAGAUUCGAUCAUGGUCGCUUUGGUAAACAGUGGAACAAGUUUCAUAUCCGGAUUCGCUGUUUUUUCCACCCUUGGAUUCAUGGCAAAACAGCAGAACAUUACAAUGGAUGCUGUAGCAGAAUCAGGUCCAGGUCUUGUGUUUAUUGUAUACCCACAAGCUUUGGCCAUGAUUCCACAUUCUCAUUUCUGGAGUGCUCUCUUUUUUCUCAUGAUUAUAGUUCUUGGUUUUGACUGUUUGUUUGUAUUUCAAGAAUGUUUAGUUGUUUCUAUCAUGGAUGUCUUUCCAUGGUGGUACAAGAAAAAAUGGGGAAGGGAAAUCAUUCAAGGAAUUUUUGCUUUGCUUAUUGUUGCUAUGGCAACUACAAUGGUGACAAAGGGUGGUAUUUAUGUUUUUGUUCUCAUGGUUGACUAUGCCAGUGGUGGGUGGUGUCUGUUUUUUAUCGGUACAUGCGAAUUUAUUGGCCUUGCAUGGGUAUAUGGAGCAGAUAAGUAUUACGAACAUGUCACUGACAUGCUGAGCAACUUCAAAGCUCCUUGGAUCAAAUAUUGUUGGAAGUUUUUUGGCCCUGGUGCUUCUAUGAGUAUCCUUAUAUACUGGUUGACACUGUAUAAACCUCUGACGUACAAGUCAUACACAUACCCACUGUGGGCACAAGUGCUUGGUUGGUGUCUUGGAUUAAGUUCAUGUUUAUGGAUUCCUUUCAUUGGAAUACUUAGAUUUGUUCAAUCAAAUGGCAGCUUAAGUCAGAGAUGCACAUGGACUUUGGCUUCUAAAUUGAACAGACAACCAGAAGAUUCAAAGCUUUGUGUUAUAAAACUAUCAGUUCAUGAUAAAAUAGCAGAAGAAAAAAUGACUGAACAAUUAUAGUACUGUGAAAUUAGUUGGUAAAUGAUUUGAAAUGUAAAUCGAGAAAAUAAAUUUGUGCGACCUUAUUCUGUUUUGUGUCAUGUGUUGUAUUGUUUUGGAGAAUUGUUCAGUGUAAACUCGAUACUCUUGGAUAACAAGAGUUUAUCAGAACUUUAAUGGCAUCAUAAUGAAUAUUCAACCAUAUUCGUCAUUCGUUUACAAACACUUAUCGUCAAAACAGGCAUAAAAGUGGUUUGAAUCACAUAUUUGCCCAGCAAACACAAUAGUAACCGGGUGAUUCCCCUUUUAUUUUACCAUUGAAAACUUUAAACCGUUCCGCAUUUGAAACGAACAAGAUUACAAGACUAAUAUAGAAUGAACGAAAUUCUUAACAUUCUUAAGUAAUUUAUCAUUGUAGGAAUGUAAUUUAAAGCCAUACCUCCGCGUUGGUGGUAUAAUGCCCUUCUCUUUUCGGUGCGCCGUCUGGAAUGUUCUUCUUUGUUCUCUGGUCACAUGGCGACUUGCGCCAUCGCACUUUACCGAUAGGGGAAAACCUUAAAUUGUUCGCCGGGACAGAAAGUAUGUUUUAAACCAGGUGUUUACUGGUAUAUGAGUCACAUCUACACUGAGUUAUAUAGCAGACGCAAUAUUCAAAAUGAACGGAAAAUUUGUUUUAGUCUUAUUCUUCUUACUGGAAAUAUGGUGUACUGCAGAAUCGACACCAAUCGGUAAACACGGCGGUUCAAGCGAGAAUAAACCGGUUUCCAGCGAGGCACGAGAACGGAACAACGAUCGCAAGACAGCAAGAAUCAGGGCCCAAGUCAGUAGGGCGAUUGGAGAAAUGAAAGCAAAUGAAUAUCGGUGCCCGAUAGGCCAAUACUGGGCGACCACUGGUAGCUGCGAAGACUGCGUCGAACUAUGUACAGUUUACAAUCAAAAGAUGUGUGAAAUAGAAUGCCCAGUGACAUACGUUGAAUACGUUUCUGGAUUGAAUAAGAUGAAGGAGGAUAUCACAGCUUCAAAAUUAUACGACAAAGUCAGCGUUAAACACGACAAUGCUCUUAUCAUAUCAGGGGCAUGCAUGAGCACACUGAUUCUCGCAACUGUCAUUCUGGUUGUGUUGGCAUUUGUGAAGCUGCGUACCUUGCACAAGCAAACGCAGGCCCUACUGAAUGAAAAUGAAUCCCUAAAUGAAAAACUAUUCAAACUUAACAGUAAAGUAGAAUUACUGUCUCCGCCAAACUACAGCUCGAAUACAAACACAUUGCGUUCAGAUAGCACAGGAAUGCAGGGAAGUCUUCCAGAUAAGGGCAAAAACAACGAGUCAGAACAACACCCAUUAAUUCGAACUGUCCCGACGUUCAACGCCGUUCCCCCGGAAGAAGGUUGCGAACACUACACCCCGGGCGUCGGAUCGCACUCGGCGGGGAUUUCGGCAUCGAAGUUCCGCCGAAAUGGAAGCAUGGGGACGGUGUACCAGGACGUACAGGAAAAUCGUGUUAACACCAAGCCAAGCCCAGUUUAAACGGAUUUGGUUUCUUGGAUCGACUAAGCAUAAGACUUGAACAAAAGUUAACAAGGUGGACAACACUUUUGCAGAACAAAAAUACUACAAGAACAACUAUAAGUUUCCUUUCAUGUUGUUUUCUUUUCCUGUAAAACCAUAUUUAAAUAAAUGUGUCGCCAUCUUUUGAAA
Molecule: messenger RNA, 3463 nt
Organism: Ciona intestinalis (vase tunicate)
Lineage: Eukaryota; Metazoa; Chordata; Ascidiacea; Phlebobranchia; Cionidae
Source: RefSeq, a predicted model, not a curated record